AUGUCAAACUACUUUUUUCAACGAAUAAAAAAUCUGCCGACAACUGCUAAUAAUAGCAAUAAUAAUAAUUCACGAUUAAUACAACAAACAAAAACAACAAUAAACACAGAAUUGACACCAAGUAUGAGUGAUGAUGAAUUAUUGACUAGUGCAUUAAAAUUUGAACAAACAUUACAAAAUAAACAAGCUGAAGAAAAUGUAACGAAAGCAAAAGAAACUCAAAUCAAUAACUCGGAUAUACGAUCAUUUUUUAAACAACCAGCUUCUUCUAUCACCAAUGCAUCAUCAUCUUUAUCGAAACCACUCAAAAAUUCAGUCAGUACUAGUGAUAUUCCAUCCUCAAAUGAUCGAUUGAAACGGGAAAUACAUACUAUUGUUUCAUCAUCGAAAAAACGACCAGCUAAUGAUAGUAGUGAUGAAGAUAUUAUUCCACUGGAUCUUCCUUCUCCAUCAAUCGUUCGACCACCUGUGAAAAAAUUACCUAAUAGUAAACCUGAUUUUCAUUCUUUUGUUCCAAAAGAACAAACGGUCAAUGAAAGAACAAAAACGAUAUUAACAACAUUACGAAGUCGUCGAGCACGUGGUGAACAAGUUGCAAUGACACAAAUCGUUGCCGAAGAACAAUUGAGAGCACGUGAAAAAUUAAUGCGUAAACCAAAACAGACAACAACAACAACAAACGAUGAAAAACUAAAUCAAGCAAAAAAGCCAAUCGUUUCAGUCAAACGAAAAGCUGAUGAUAAUGAUUCUUCAGCAUCAAAGAAAAUUCGAGCAUCAGAAAAGACACCAAAAAAUGCCUUUGAAAAAUUAGUACAAGAAAUGACUGACACAAUGGUUCGUGUUACAUUAACUAAUACAACAACAACAGAUACAGCAACUGUUAGUUCGUCUUCAGCAUCAUCUUCUUCUAGUAUUAAUUUAACUAUUGUACAACAAUCUUCAUCAUCUAUAUCAAGUACAUUACCACUUCGAUCAACAUCAACAAAUAUAAAAGAAAAAAAACCAAAGUCAACAAAAAUUCAUACAUAUGAUGAUUAUCUUAUUUAUAUUCUUAAAUGGUCUGUUUCACUAAUUGAUGAAUUAGAACUUGAAACCAAUAUUUUAUAUAAAGAGUUUCUUGGUGAAGAUACUUAUCCAGUACCAUUACUUGAACUUUAUUCUUCAUUUGAUGAAUAUGAAGAAAUUACAUUACCUUGGUUAUUCGAAGAAACAUUUGAAGAAAUCAAACGAAGUACGAAAAUAAACGAUCAUAAAUUAGCUGGAAUAGAAUUCGAUGCUGUUCUACAUCAAAUACGUCUUUUUAAAUCAGGAAUUUAUGAACUUAGAAGUCAAAUAUUACAAAAACGAACUGCUAAUAAUAAUCAAUAUCGAGAAACGUUUAGUGAUGAUGAUUUAGUUAUUAUUACUUUGUCAAAUCAACCAAUAAAUAAAAUAUUUGGUCUUGUUCGAAGUGGAGAACGAAUUACAGACAAAGCACGUUUACAUAAAUCAUAUCUCGAUCAUCCAGAUGUGAAAAUACAACCACCAGUAUGGUUAUGUCAUGAAUAUAAUAUUCGCAUAUUUGGUAAUGGAAUAAAAAUUCUUGAUGGAUCCAAAAUAAAAAUUAAAGCAAUUACUUCAUUAACUGCUACAUUACGUCGUUUUAAAGCUCUUGCAUCAAUGCGUUCAUGUCCUUUAUUUGAACAUCUACUUAGUCCAUCAUUGAAUGAUAAUAUAUUUCAAAUAACAAAUAAACAAGAAAAUUGUAUGGAAGAAAAAUAUUAUCAGGCUUAUAAUGAGUCUCAACGAAAUGUUAUUGCUGAAGCUGUUUCAAUGAUACGUGAUACAAAAGAUGAUAAUCAAGCAAAAAUUUAUAUGUGUCAAGGACCACCUGGCACUGGUAAAUCUCAAACAAUUACUGGCAUUGUUAGAGCACUUUUGGAACCAAUAUUAUCUUCAUCUACUUCAAAUGAUCAAUCUCCAACAAUAUCAUCAUCUGGUGUAUCAAAGAAAAAAAUGAAAAUAUUAAUAUGUUGUCCUUCAAAUGGUGGUUGUAAUGAAAUAGUUCGUCGUUUAAUUGAUGUGUUUGCACGUAAAACAACUGAUUCAAAUAGUGAUCAAACUGUAUCGAAAUUACCAUUCAAACUAAUUCGUUGUGCACGUGGUGGUGGUGUAAGUCGAGAUAUUGAAAAUUUGUCGCUUGAUGUACUUGCUCAAAAACGUCUCGAAGAAGUAUUAAAUACUGGUGGACAAAAUGAAGCUAUCGAACGAAAUUUAGCUAAUAAAGAAAAACAGAAAAAACAACUUUUACAAAGAAUUGAAGACGAAAAAAAGAAACAACAAACAACAUCUGAAAAACAUCAGACUUCUGAAGAGUUAAAAGAUUUAGAAUUAAAUUUAAAAGAAAUAACUGCAAGUAUUCUAAAAUUACAACAAACAUGUCGGAAGACAAUACCUGAAGCUGCUCGACGUCAACGUGAACGCGAAAUUAAAUUAGAAUUAUUACAAGAUGCUGAUAUCUGUGUUGCAACUCUUAAUUAUGUUGGAAAUCCAAUAUUUGAUUCUUUUUCUCCAUUUCAUAUGAAUAAUCAAAUGAAUAAGAAUGAUAAAUUAAAAAAAUUACCAACACCAACACCAUCAUCAUCAUCUUCAAUAGUAUCAACUCUAUUUAAUUGUUUAAUUAUUGAUGAAGCUGGUCAAUGUACAGAAAUCGAUAAUUAUAUUCCACUUCGACUUGGAAUGAAUCGAAUUGUACUUGUUGGUGAUCCUGAACAACUUCCUGCUACUAUUUUAUCUCGACGAGCACUUGAAGCUGGUUUAAAUCAAUCAUUAUUUGAACGACUAUAUAAAUUAUUUAAAUAUGAUUUAAACAAUCCAAUUCGUAUGCUUAAUAUACAAUAUCGAAUGCAUGAUGAAAUAUGUAAAUUUCCAUCAAUGCAUUUUUAUCGUUCGAAAUUAAAAACAGAUAAGAUAAUAAAUCAAAAACGAAAAAAAUUUCUAUUAAAACCAUAUAUGAUACUUGAUGUUGUUAAUGGUCAAGAUCAACUUGAUUCUAUUACACAAUCUUAUGGAAAUCCACUUGAAGCAAAUAUUGUUGCAUGUCUAGUACAAUUUAUUAAUGAACGAGCAAAAGUACCAUUCAAUCAAAUUGGUAUUAUUACUCCAUAUAAUUACCAAGUUAAACUUAUUGAACAAAGACUUAUGCAAUACAAUCUUCAUCAACAUAAAAUUGAAAUUGGAACAGUCGAUGCUUUUCAAGGUCGACAAAAAGAUGUUAUUAUUUUAUCAUGUGUUCGUGCUACACAAAUUACUGAUACAACAACAACAAUAGGAAUUGGUUUUGUUGCUAAUCGACAACGAUUAAAUGUUUCAUUAACUCGAGGAAAAUAUGCAAUGUAUAUAUUAGGUCAUAUGAAUUCAUUGAAUAUAAAUGACGAUUGGCAAAAAUUAUAUUCAAAUGCUGUCGAACGAAAAACUAUUGUUCAAUUGACAUCAACUGAUCAAUUUGAAUGGCUUAUAAAACGCCAACAAGAACUCCAAAUACAUCAUAAUGAAAACAACUGA
Rotaria sordida is the source of this 3543-nucleotide messenger RNA. The record is from the annotation of a GenBank genome assembly. Lineage: Eukaryota; Metazoa; Rotifera; Eurotatoria; Philodinida; Philodinidae.